GCUUCGGAGACACUCCGGAGACAGUGCGCUCUCUGUAUACGGAUAUGGCUCAUAAUAACAUCUUUGCCAUUUUUACAUUUUGACUGAGGCAACGAGCUGUUCCUAAGGGAAGCUCAGUGGUAGGCUGUUGGACACUGUGAAGGAAACGGAUGGGAAUGCAUCUGUUUGAAUGAGCAGUCAGUUUUCUUUGAGUCUGUUCAUUUAACUCACGUUUAUGCUUAUGGGUGUUUGAGAACUGGAUGAUAACUGUUCCAGAUGAUUUUGCACUCGGACUUCACGGCUUAGACCCAUGCUGACAACCUCAUCGUAUGUCUUUCGCUGUCGUGAUUGUAGGAAAUACUUGAAAGAUCUAAACUGCUUCGCCCAAGGCAAAUUGGUCUCCGGUGAUAACAGGGAAUACUUCAGACGACCGCUUUCAGUAAUAAGGCUGUGUGAAGCGAGUGCACCGCACUCUUGACGCCAACCGUGCGAUGGAGACUUCCAGGAAACUUGGCACCUUGAUCUCAUUGUCCUUUCUGUGUUUUCUCUCAGGUGGCGAGGGCCAGAUUACCUCGCCCCUGAUGAAUGUGGAGGUCAUCCAAGGGCAGAAGGUGGUCCUGCCAGCCUCGUACUCCCCCACCUCUACAGACCUCAGCAGCAACGCCGUCGUCUGGAACCUGGUGGGAGACAACUCCAAGAUGGUAAUCUCCUACUCCUCUGGCCAGGAAUCGAUUCCAAAUGCUGAGUUCAAAGGUCGCGUGGGGUUUGUGAAUCAGAUGCCCAACAGAGACGUUUCGCUGUACAUCAACAACACGCUGGAGUCCGACUCUGGCCGCUACCUCUGCCAGGUGCUCUCCCCUGGCUCGCCUUUCACAAAGGAGCUGACCCUCGACGUCAAGGUGCCUCCUUCGGUCCCUGUCUGUAAGCUGAAGGGGAAGCCGGCUCUAAAGGGGAAUGUUACCCUGAGCUGCAGCUCCAAGUCUGGGAAGCCGAUUCCUCUGUACAGGUGGACCAAAGCCAGCCCAAAUCAGAAUGUCUUCUUCGCUCCAAUGCUGAAUGAGACAGCAGGCACUCUGAAGCUGACCAACCUCACCAGCGGCAUGUCGGGGAAGUAUGUGUGCAAUGCCUCCAACACCGCGGGCACAGAGACCUGCUACAUCAACCUGGAGGUCAUCACUGCUACGAACGCUGGAGUAAUCGCAGGAGCCACUGUGGGCUCUGUGAUCGGCUUCAUCCUCAUCCUCCUCGUCCUCAUCUUUCUCUGGACCAGGAGGCGGGAUACGGAGGACGACCUGGCCAAUGACAUAAAAGAGGACGCCCAGGCCCCUAAGCGCGUGUCCUGGGCCAAGAGUGGCACUGGCUCCCUCAGCUCCAAAAAUGGCACGCUGUCCUCGGUCCACACCAGCCCCUUGUCCCGGGACCUCCACCACCACAGUAACCACCACUACACCCACCACCCGCCCUCCGACACCGCCUCCAUCCUCACCGCCACCGGCAGCACGGCCGGCUACCGGCCGCGUCCCCCCGCCGACACCUUACCGGGCUACAACACCAGCGCCACCUUGCCCCACUCCGCCUCCAACAUGUCCGCUGGCGCCGGUAUGGCCAACGCCGCCGUGGGACCCCCCAGCACCAACGGCGGCUCGCUGCCCAGGCCUGAGCACGGCCAGCUGCAGGUGCCGCAGGUGCCGCGGCCGCCGCCCGUGCCCACCGGUGUGACCGCUGCCAACAUCUCCCGCAUGGGGGGAGUGCCCAUCAUGGUGCCCGCUCAAAAUCAGGCUGGCUCGCUUGUCUAACGCCUGGCGGGCAGUCGGUCAGUCAGCUCACCGCCAGCCAUGCAGGGUAUACUGUCUGAAACCAGUCUACAACAAAUACUGCUGAUUUAGUCGACCACAUACACUGUUUCAAGUGCUGAGCUGUACUAAGGGAAGUGUCGGAGGAGAGAGGAAGAAUAAGGGUUUAUGCGAUCCAUAUUCAAUGAAUAAUCCUGUAAUGUCACAAUGAAAAGUUAUUUGGAAUUCGUUUCAGAAAAUACGUGGCAUGGUGUAAUUUUAAUUAUUCUUUUUUAUAUAUUGUUUUUUUUAUUUCUAUUAAGUAUAUGCAACAUCUGUAAAAAAAUAUUUGUUAAAAUUAUUUUCCUGUUAUUUUAUAGUGAGAUUGUAUGUAUUUUUUUACUAUGUUUUUUCAAUGCAUAGAUUAUGGGAGGAAGUGACAAAAAGCAUUUCCCAGCAUUGCCCAAAAGCAACUUCCUUUAUUAGAACAAAAGAUUACUACUGAUGUAUGUUUCAAUCCAUUUUUAUCCAUCUGGAAUUGUAUGUACAGUAUUUUGGGGUUUUUGUAAGCUAAACAGGAAUAAUCCAAUUGCCUUCACCCAGCUUACGCUGGCUCAAGCUCUCCAUCUCCACUUGUAGUUGUGAAGACUUUUUUAUGUAAGGCAUUGGUUGCAUGUACACUGAAACAUGAUGGUCUGAGACAGAUGGCCCCUCAGAAGAGCUGCUUAUUGUAGAUUGGUUGGAUUUUAUUGUAAAGUUAAGUGUUGUAUAGUAUGUUUUGCUAAUCAAACACCACCAGUAGGCAUAGUUCACCCAAAAAUGACAAUUCUAUCAUCAUCAACAGUUGGAGUUGUAUGAAGACAUACAGCACAAGAGGAAAGGGGUUAAGAUGAGAUGCACCCCACCAACCUAUGCGUGUGUGUGUGUGUGUGUGUGUGUAUGUGUGUGUGUGUGUGUGUGUGUUACAAGCAAAACAAAAAACUUAAAUGUCGAUCAAUCUGCUGACAAAAGGAUUGAUUGGCAAGUUGAUGAGUUUUCAUUUUUGGAGUGAACUAUCCGUUUAAAAAGUGUAUAAUACAUCAGUAGGUUUCUAGUUAAUGUUUUUAGUAUGUCAAUCAACGUUUUAGGAUGUUUUAAAAACCAAAGACAUCUUGGGCCACUUCAGGCCACUCCAGGUUACUGUAACUGAUGUAGCUAAUGUUAUUUGGAUGAUGUUAAGGGAAAGUCUGUGGCUCGUCAAAUCUCAUACACUUAGUAGAAAAGAACAUCUUGUUUAGUAGAAUUCUCUGUAGGUAAAGAAAAGCCUAUUUCAUAUCCCUUUACCAGAACCUCCGUGAAUAGAUAAAAAAGAAAUAUUCACCAAUAAAUUAAUAGAUUAAUAUAGCAGCAUUCACCAACUUACAGUUUUUACGUGUAAAGCAACGUCCUCUAACCUUUAGAAUUUAGGCAUAGGUGUAUGUUUAGAGUUCAUGAAUUUCAAACGUCAGAAAAUCAAGUUCAUCCUAUCUAGGACAGACAGGUGUAUACAAUAUCAUAUUUUGACAUAAUCAUCAUUUAAAUAGCAACAAAUUAGAUCACAUUGUAAAAUGUUUUGUGAUGCAUUUAGCACAUUGCAGCCAUCAAAAAAUCUAAUCUCUUAUAACUAAUGAUGAUAAGCAUGAGUUUAACUCCCUGGAAUAGGAUUAGAAGUCUUUUGCAGCAGAUCCAAUAAUGGGCAGUGUUGGCACUUAAAAGCGAUAUUUUUUAAUAGCUGAUCUUUCAACAAAGUGAGUCUUUGUGUUUCUCCUAAAAUAUUUUCCUCAUUACUCAUCUUUAGCUUGCAUCUGACUCUGAAUUGGAUAAGACCUGGCCAGAUCGGCUCCCAAACCUGGCUCGCUGUGUGUGUGUGUGUGUGUGUGUGUGUGUGUGUGUGUGUGUGUGUGUGUGUGUGUGCGUGCAUGCAUGCAGGAGGGGUCAACACACUCCCAGUACUGUGACUAUAUGAUUGUGAUAUUCAAGCAAGGACACUGGAGGUUUCCCAAUCUAAGAGCUCUAAGCAGGAGGGAGUAACCUGGGAGUAAUCCCUGAGUAACCUGGUUUAUAUCUGAAGGAUUCUCUAUUUAGUCACAGCAUUUGUUUUCUGAUUUAUGCAUUUUUUAUGUUUUUAUUUUGCUGUAUGUAGGCAUUUUAUUUCCUACACUGUUUUUUAUGCCAUAUAAUUCUGAAUUGAUAUUUAUAUGGAGGUAUUGAGGUAUCUGAUAAUGAAUUGUCAUUUGUCAGAUUGUAGUUUUUGAGUUGAUGCCAAAAAGAUUGUGUUUGCCAGACACACAAAUCAUUUCUCAAAAAUUUCUUAACACUUAAAAAUGUUUUGUAGAAUCACUUUUUUUCCUACAUUAAGGCACAAAAUACAAUAUCCAUGAUUUAAAAAAAAAAAACACCUCUAUUUAUUAUGUUAUUUUGUUGGUUUCUCUUUGGAUUUAUGUGAGACUAUUGUUUUAAAUGUAAUGCAUUUAUUCCUGACUGAAAUCACUUAUGCCAUAUUUCAUAGGGUUCUUCAAAUUGGGUGCAAAGUGUGAAGGACUUUUAUUGUCAUUUUUGAUUAAAAGAUAAAAUUAUGCUGAA
Alosa alosa (allis shad) is the source of this 4352-nucleotide messenger RNA. It is a transcript of the gene esama, whose product is annotated as endothelial cell adhesion molecule a. The coding region runs from base 471 to 1775 and encodes 434 amino acids. The record is from RefSeq and is a predicted model, not a curated record. Gene Ontology annotation, molecular function: cell-cell adhesion mediator activity. Gene Ontology annotation, cellular component: plasma membrane; adherens junction. Gene Ontology annotation, biological process: homophilic cell-cell adhesion. Lineage: Eukaryota; Metazoa; Chordata; Actinopteri; Clupeiformes; Clupeidae. The transcript is spliced from 7 exons.